AUGAUCGCCUUGAAGACUCAGACCGACGGCCCACCACGGACCCGAAAACAGGCUGUGGGAGAAGCACCAUCUUCUAGGGUCGUGUCCAAACCGGUCCCGACUUCCCAGGCAGAUGACCCUCGUGGUUAUCAGGUCGAGCAACUUCGACGACGAUUCUCCCCAAAGGAGUCCACUGCUGCUGAUGGGACCACGUCCCUGGUGUUCAAGUUGAAGCCCUCAGACCCCGACUUUCCCUUUGAACUGGCCCACCUCGAGUGCCAUGUGCGCGUCCCCGCCAAUUAUCCGGAUGAAAGACCGGAGCUGCGUGUAAAGAACAGCAACAUCCCCCGGGGGUUUGGUAUCAAUAUCGAAAGGGGUUGGGACAGGCUGGCCAUGGAGAGGAAGGGAGCCACUAUUCUCUCUAUUGUGAAUGCUCUAGAUAAGAACUUGGAAAAGUUUCUGUCCGAGGAAAAGGUAGAAACAGUCAAGUUGGUGGCCUUUAAGGAUACAAGGCAUCUGGAUGAUGCCGUCUCUGUCCCGACGCCGGAACUGAGCGGCGCGCCAACUGAGCCAGUCAAGUCAAAGCCAGCUGCAAGACCCUAUAUUCCGGAGGAGUCAUACUCAAAGGAGCAGAUUGCCGAGGCCAAGGCGAGGAGAGCCCAAGAAGUUCGCCAACUGGAGGCACGCAUGGGCAGGCUGCCUAGGUUUCGACGCUCGGCGGAUGGGAUUGUGUUUACCUUGCCGAUCGAGCCGAAGAGAAGGAAUGAGCUGCCUCCUGGCCUUCACUCCGUCAACAGUCUCCACCUCAUCGUUCCGCUAUUGUACCCGCUGCAGGAUCUCAGAAUCCAGCUCAACGAGGCGGAUGGCGUUGAUGCGGAACCAGUGGAGGCAUUGUUUGCGGUCAAGGCAGCACAGCAAAAGUCCAUGUCUCUGAUGAGCCACAUGAACUAUCUUGUCCAGAACAUACAUGCUCUAGCCAAGCAAACCCAAUCGAUGGCGCAAAAGGCUGCGGCCAAGAAGCAAGAAGACACAGACAAGGCCAAUACAGUCGACACAUUUGUCGCCGGGCCGUCCGGUGUGUCUGCUGAAGAAAGAAGCCAUGUCAAAGUCAUACCGCGACCACCUGAAUGGGAUUUUGUAGAGGAUGACGAAGAUUCAGACGAAUCCUACUCCAGCGCAUCGGAUGGAGAAGGCGGCGUUGUUCUACUGCACAAGGCGGAUGCAGAGUCGGGCGCGGAGCCGGAACCAGCGCCAUCACAAGUCACAGAAGUUCAAGAGCGAGGCACCAUGAUGUCCUUCCCGUCCAUUGAGCUACACGGCAUCGAAGUCAUACAGGUGUCCAUUCUCAGCAUCAGCGUAAAAUGCGAACGCUGCAAAACAGUCAACGACAUGACGGGUCUAAAGCCAGGCACGGAGAAGAUGGCAAGCUGUAAAAAGUGCGCCACGCAGCUCACGGCCAAGUUCAGCCAGACCCUCGUCCACGAAAACUCGUCCCGCGCGGGGUUUAUCGAUUUGUCCGGCUGCAAAGUAGCCGACAUGCUCCCCAGCACCUUUAUCCCAACGUGCGCACGCUGCUCAACUGCCAGCCAGGGACUCGUGUCGGUCAGGGGUGAAACCAUGACCAACAUUUGUCGCGAGUGCCACGGCAAGUUCACAUUCAAGAUUCCCGAAGUCAAGUUUCUCUUCGUAUCGCCCGGGUCCCUGCCGCCGGCGACCGUCGGGCCCCGGCGAAGGACGGAGAAGCUGGGCCUCCACGCCGGAGAGGCGCUCCCGGACAGAGGCACCUGCGCGCACUACCGAAAGUCAUUCCGCUGGUUCCGCUUCUCGUGCUGCCAGCGCGUGCACGCGUGCGACAAGUGCCACGACGGUGCCGAGGACCACGUCAACGAGUGGGCAAACCGCAUGAUAUGCGGAUGGUGCAGCCGGGAGCAGAACUACGCGGUGGAGGCGUGUGGUUUCUGCGGACGCAGUGUCAUUGGGAAGAAGGGCAGAGGCUUCUGGGAGGGCGGCAAGGGCACCAGAGACCAGCGGACCAUGAGCCGCAAGGACCCAAGAAAGUACAAGCGACUUGGGGACGUGAACAAGAAGGAGGGGUGA
Metarhizium brunneum ARSEF 3297 is the source of this 2076-nucleotide messenger RNA. RefSeq lists its product as uncharacterized. Gene Ontology annotation, molecular function: zinc ion binding. NCBI's taxonomy places the organism in Eukaryota, Fungi, Ascomycota, Sordariomycetes, Hypocreales, Clavicipitaceae. The record is from RefSeq and is a predicted model, not a curated record.